AUGCCGUCAGACAUUCGCUCUUUCUUUGGCGGAAAGGGAGGUUCACCAGCAGCGGAGAAGCCAAAGGCGGCGGAACCGAAACCCAAAGGUCGAGGAAGAGCGCGCAAGGUUGUUAGCGACGACGAGGAUGAAGAGUUACAAGACGUCAAACCCAAGAAAGCCACACCAAGGAAGAAGCAGCCGGAGCCGGAAAAUGCAGCAGAGGAGACGACGGCCGACAACUACUUUGCCCAGGGCAGUAAGCCCAAACGAAGCGAUACUGGACGACCGAAGGCACGAGGUAAGCCUGCAGCAGAAGAGACGCCGAAGAAGCAAGCGAAUGGCAAGAAGGCGGAGACCAAUGGCGGGCGAAGCUCUGCGAGGAAGAAGGACACGAGUUAUGCCGAGCUAGAUGCUGAGGACUUUCCGGAUGAUGACUUGAUGGACGAGGACGGUGGUGCGGACAAUUUCAAGCAAGAAGCUGAGGUUGGAAGGCGCGCGGGCGAUGACUAUCAGGAAGGUACAGACGAUGAGGACGAUAAGCCACUUGUGCCAAAACGGGCGGAGAGAGCAGGCAAGCAGAAAAAGCUCAAAAAUCACGACCAGGAUGAUUUUGAGCCAGACGCAGAUGUGGACAUGAAAGAUAGUAACCCUAACGACGAUUUCUUGGUACCUGAUGCGGAUGAAGAAGUGGUUAUGGACGAGCCGGCCAAGAAGACACCUGCCAAAGCGAGUAAGAAGCGCAAGUCAGCGGCGCUGGAGGAUGAGGACGACGAUCUGGACACGGAGGAAGUCAAGCCAGCCAAGAAACGAGCUACACCAGCAAAGAAGGCCGCGAAAAAGGACGAACCACAGGAGAGUGCAAAGAUGAAGGCCAUCUUUGACAGUAUACCGACUGUGCAAGCUCCUGAGCCGCCGGCGAAAACUGAUGGCGAUGGUGCUAAGCCCAAAUUCCAAUAUGGAGGUCAACACGCGAAUUCUGCUGUUCCAGCUGGUGCCAUGAACAUGAACGACAUACCACAAGGCGAGGAGAACUGUCUUGCUGGCUUGACUUUCGUGUUCACGGGUCAGCUUACUCAGCUGGGUAGAGAUCAGGGACAAGCCCUUGUCAAGCAGUAUGGUGGCAAAGUGACCACUGCGCCGUCGAAAAAGACGAGCUAUGUGAUCCUUGGCGAAGACGCAGGCCCGAAGAAGCUGGAGACGAUCAAGCAGCAUGGGCUCAAGACUAUCAAUGAAGACGGACUUUUCGAGCUGAUCAAGCGACUACCUGCGAACGGUGGUGAUUCGGCUGCAGCUGGGAAGAUGGCGGAGAAGCGGGCUAAGGACGAAGCAGAAAUGCGCAAAGCAGCCGAAGAGAUGGAUCGAGAGGAGAAAGCUGCACAAGCCGUUAAAAAGGCGAAGGCCGCCGCGUCAACGAAUGGCAAGGCUGCUGCACCGCAGAGCAAGGGCAAGGAGUCGACUGUCGGGCCAGACACUCGACUAUGGACUGUCCGAUAUGCGCCACAGCAGCUCAGUCAGAUCUGCGGCAACAAAGGCCAGGUCGAGAAGCUGACGCGGUGGCUUCGAGCGUUUCCCAAAAGUCAGUCAAAAGGCUUCAAGCUGCCUGGUGCGGAUGGAUCGGGUAUCUAUCGAGCUGUCAUGAUUCAUGGACCACCAGGUAUUGGCAAGACGACUGCUGCGCAUCUCGUGGCAAAGCUGGAAGGCUAUGAUAUCGUCGAGUCGAAUGCUUCAGAUACUCGCAGCAAAAAGCUUGUCGAGACUGGAUUAAAAGGCGUACUUUCGACAACUUCGUUGAUGGGCUACUUUGGAUCUGGCGGCUCUGAUGCCGAUGCGUCCAAGAAGAAGCUUGUUCUGAUCAUGGACGAGGUGGACGGUAUGUCGGCUGGUGAUCGUGGUGGUGUUGGCGCGUUGGCUGCAGUCUGCAAAAAGAGUCAGAUACCUAUGAUCCUGAUCUGCAACGAUCGUAAGCUGCCGAAGAUGAAGCCUUUCGACUUCGUCACCUAUGAUUUAGGCUUCAGACGACCCACGACAGAUAUGAUCAGAAGCAGGAUUAGUACGAUUGCUUUCAGGGAAAAUCUGAAGAUCCCGCCGAAUGUCAUCAAUGCGCUGAUCGAGGGCAGCGGCGCAGAUAUUAGGCAGGUUGUCAACAUGAUCUCUACUGCCAAGCUUGAUGCUGAGGCCAUGUCUUUCGAGGAAGGCAAGGACAUGUCGAAGGCUUGGGAGAAGCACAUCGUCCUGAAGCCCUGGGACAUGGUGUACAAGAUCUUGGGUGGUGGGCUCUUCAACGCCGCCUCGAAGAGUACUCUCAAUGACAAACAGGAGCUCUACUUCAACGAUCACGAAUUCGCGCCUCUGAUGCUACAGGAGAAUUACCUUGGCACGAAUCCACAGCGGACGAACCAAUACAAUGAAAAUCCGAAGAUGAAGAAGUUGGCGACUCUGGACCUUGUCUCGAAAGCCGCUAGCUCGAUCUCUGAUGGUGAUCUCGUCGACCGCAUGAUCCACGGAAGCCAGCAGCAAUGGGGUCUGAUGCCUACACACGCCAUGUUCUCUUUCGUACGUCCUGCCAGCUAUGUGUAUGGCAGUACCGCUGGUCAUGGCCAGACGAGAUUCACUACGUGGCUGGGCAAGAAUUCAAGCCAAGGCAAACUCAUGCGCAUGGUCAAGGAGAUUCAAGGACAUAUGCGCCUGCGUGUUACUGCUGAUCGACAUGAGAUUCGUCAGACAUAUCUGCCCGUCCUGUACGAGCGACUGAUCAAAAAGCUCAAAACUGAUGGUAAGGAGGCUGUGCCGGAAGUCAUUGAGCUUAUGGACAGCUAUUACCUUACCAAGGACGAUUGGGAGGCUGUUUUUGAGUUGGGUGUCGGCAAUGCAGAUUGGGAGAAGGCGGAGAACAAGAUCGAGACGCAGGCCAAAGCCACCUUCACCAGACUAUACAACCAGCAAUCUCACCCUCUGCCCUUUAUCAAAGCAAGUCAGAUCAUGGCACCCAAGCGUGCGCCUGCGAAAGAGCGUCCGGACCUGGAAGAAGCACUUGAGGAGUCAGAGGAGGAAGCCAUGGAUGCUGCAGAAGCUGUGGCAGACGACGAAGAGGAUGUCGACUUAUCGAAGGACAAGUAUGUUAAGCAGCCGAAGAAGCGUAAGGCUGCUACUUCGGGUGGCGCGAAGGCAGGAGCGAGCAAGAAGAGGAAGACGAAGGGCGAUGAGGAUGAGGAGGAAGCAGAGGACGAGAAGCCUGCGAAGGGCAAAGCCAAGGGAAAAGCCAAGGCCAAGAAGUAG
Recurvomyces mirabilis is the source of this 3258-nucleotide messenger RNA. It is a transcript of the gene rfc1, whose product is annotated as DNA replication factor C complex subunit Rfc1. Gene Ontology annotation, molecular function: DNA clamp loader activity; ATP binding; DNA binding. Gene Ontology annotation, biological process: DNA repair; DNA replication. The record is from RefSeq and is a predicted model, not a curated record. Lineage: Eukaryota; Fungi; Ascomycota; Dothideomycetes; Mycosphaerellales; Teratosphaeriaceae. Gene Ontology annotation, cellular component: DNA replication factor C complex; nucleus. The transcript is spliced from 2 exons. Bases 1 to 3258 code for a protein of 1085 amino acids.